Messenger RNA from Chaetura pelagica (chimney swift), 390 nucleotides. RefSeq names its product relaxin 3 (gene RLN3). The record is from RefSeq and is a predicted model, not a curated record. NCBI's taxonomy places the organism in Eukaryota, Metazoa, Chordata, Aves, Apodiformes, Apodidae. Gene Ontology annotation, molecular function: hormone activity. The transcript is spliced from 3 exons. The coding region runs from base 1 to 390 and encodes 129 amino acids. Gene Ontology annotation, cellular component: extracellular region.
AUGAGCCCCGCGGUGCUGGCCCUGCUGCUGGCCCUGCUGCGUGCCCCGGGGGAAGGGAGAGGCGAGGGGACCCCGGUCCGGCUCUGCGGGAGGGAUUUCGUCCGCGCCGUCGUGUUCGUCCAGGUGAACAGGCUGGUGGGUGUCACUGAGAGUGACAACCCCCUGCCUUUCUCACAAGAGAGCAACGGUUACGCCGACCCCUCGAUGGACGCAGAGCAGGGGCUGGAGCCCAACAGCCAAGGAACCCACAGGAUGAAGCCUGAGACAGAGCAAGACCCACCAGGCACCAGGGAAGCUUGGAUGCUACAAAAACGUGAAGCUGCCAAGCUGCUCACCACUUCCUGCUGCAGUGUGGGCUGUAGUGAGAGAGAGAUCAGCUCCCUGUGCUGA